Anneissia japonica is the source of this 683-nucleotide messenger RNA. RefSeq names its product vicilin-like seed storage protein At2g18540. The record is from RefSeq and is a predicted model, not a curated record. Bases 3 to 410 code for a protein of 135 amino acids. The transcript has a single exon. Lineage: Eukaryota; Metazoa; Echinodermata; Crinoidea; Comatulida; Comatulidae.
AAAUGUUUUUAGAGAAAGAUGCUGAAAGGCAAAGAAAUAGACGAAAUUUGUGGUCAGAAAAAAGGAAGGAAAAAGAAAACGAGGCCUCUAAAAUUAGGAUGAAAAGAAAAAGAUUGCGUGACAAGGUUGCAAAAAAUAAUUCGACACCUAAGUGCACAAAGGAAGAAAAAACAAAGAAAGAAGCAUUGAGAAAAUAUAACCGAGAAUACCAACAGAAACGACGUGCAGCUAGAUCAGAUGUUGAAAAGAAAGAGAUAAAUGCAAAGAGAAGAGCUAAAAGAAGGGAAGAUAAGGAGAAUUUAAUCAAAUACCGUAAAAUGAUUGCGGAGCAGAAGCAAAAUGAAAGAGUGCGGCUGGAAAUGUUAGAAAGAAAAGAACAAGAAGAAAAAGAAAAUUUAAGAAAAAUAUGAGAGGAAGAAAAUCAACUUGAAGCUGUAGAAGAGGAAUUACGUCAGCAUAGUACACCACGAUCCAUGACUGCCAGAAGGAAGGCUCUCUCCCGUGCAAGGAAAAGUAUUCCAGUAUCUCCAGAAGCUUAUGUUGACACCUUGGAAGACCUUUAUGCAAAGGCCUCACCAAAAAAAUUAGCGGAGAUUGAAAAACGAGGGAAUGUGUCUAAUAAUGAAGUUGAUAAGCUCAUUUCGAAAAACCUCAAAAAAAGAAUAGCAGAAACCAAGAAUCGA